Messenger RNA from Sinocyclocheilus grahami, 2278 nucleotides. Its product is annotated as cGMP-specific 3',5'-cyclic phosphodiesterase-like. NCBI's taxonomy places the organism in Eukaryota, Metazoa, Chordata, Actinopteri, Cypriniformes, Cyprinidae. Gene Ontology annotation, biological process: signal transduction. The transcript is spliced from 16 exons. Bases 86 to 2278 code for a protein of 730 amino acids. The record is from RefSeq and is a predicted model, not a curated record. Gene Ontology annotation, molecular function: protein binding; 3',5'-cyclic-nucleotide phosphodiesterase activity.
GCUGGUUGUGGUGGAAGUGUGCUUGUGACUGAACCUCAGAAGAGAGCAGGCGGAUGAUAUCCACCGGCUGAUCUGUGUAGGCAGAAUGGAGUUCUAUCCUCCCGAAAGUGAAAGGAUGAUGGAGGCUUGGCUUGACGACAACCUAGAGUUCGCACAUUCUUAUUUUGCACGAAAGGCUUCUCGGGAAAUGGUCAACGCUUGGUUUGCUGAGCGUGUCCACUCCAUUCAGCCAUCUAGGGAAGGAACAAAAGCCCCGGCAGAACCUUUAUUGGCCCUCCAUCCAACUGAUGCGCCAUCUCCAAGUCCAGCUCCAUCCACCCCUACACGAAAGAUCUCUGCAUCUGAGUUUGAUAGGCCGCUUCGCCCCAUUGUUGUGAAAGACGCUGAGGGUUCGCUUACUUUUCUUAGUGAUACAGAAAGGGUGCAGAUGCCACUUCCUCAACCCCAGCGGUCUGGCUCAGGCAAUGGGACAGAUGAGGGUGGAGGUAUUAUGAAUUCAGGAGUUCACGAAAAUGGGGACUGCUGUGCUCGUCUGCUGGAGCUUGUACGUGAUGUUUCAAGUCACUUGGACCUUACUGCCCUCUGCCACAAGAUCUUCUUACACACUCAUGAGUUGAUAGCUGCAGAUCGCUAUUCAUUGUUCUUGGUUGGAGAGGACAGUUCAAACAGGAAGUUCCUGGUUAGCCGGCUCUUUGAUGUCGCAGAAGGAUCCACUCUUGAGGAGGCUUCCAACAGUGGUAUUCGCCUAGAAUGGAACAAAGGAAUUGUGGGAUAUGUGGCAGUCACCGGACAGCCUCUGAACAUCAAGAAUGCAUAUGAGGAUCCACGUUUUAAUGCAGAAGUGGACCAAAUUACAGGAUAUAAGACGCAGAGCAUCUUGUGUUUGCCCAUCAAAAACCACAGAGAAGAAGUUGUUGGAGUAGCGCAAGCAAUCAAUAAAAGGUGCGGAGAGAACAGUGCCUUCACAGAACAGGAUGACUUUUCUUCAUACCUGGCUUUCUCUGGCAUAGUGCUACACAAUGCACAGCUCUAUGAGACAUCACAGCUGGAGAACAGGCGAAACCAGGUGUUGUUGGAUCUGGCUAGUCUGAUCUUUGAGGAGCAGCAGUCUUUGGAGGUCUUACUGAGGAAAACUGUGGCCACUAUCCUGUCUUUCAUGCAGGCCCAAGAAUGCACUGUCUUCAUUUCUGACAGGGAAACAGCUAACACAUUCUCCAGUGUGUUUCACAUGGAAUACGAGGAGCUUGCAGGAUCCGUGGACAUCCCAAACAGAACAUGUGAUGUCAACAAGAUUAACUAUAUGUAUGCCCAGUAUGUCAAGAACACUAUGGAGCCACUGAACAUUGCAGAUGUCACCAAAGACCAGCGAUUUCCAUGGACAGGUGAAAAUCUACAAUCCUCAAACUGUCAAAUCAAAAGUCUACUGUGCACUUCAAUAAGGAAUGGGAAGAAAGACAAAGUGAUAGGUGUCUGCCAGUUGGUCAAUAAGAUGGAUGAAGCUUCAGGGGAAGUAAAAGCCUUUAAUAGGAACGAUGAGCAGUUUCUAGAGGCCUUUGCUAUCUUUUGUGGGCUGGGAAUCCAGAACACACAGAUGUAUGAAGCAGUGGAAAGAGCAAUGGCCAAGCAAGAGGUCACACUUGAGGUCCUCUCUUAUCAUGCCUCGGCUGCAGAGGAAGAGACGCGGGCGCUCCAGGUAACUGCGGUGGCUACGAUUCCCUCUGCUCAGUCUCUCAAACUGCUGGACUUCAGCUUCAGUGAUUUUGACCUGACGGAUGCUGAGACGACACAAGCAACCAUCCGCAUGUUUGUGGACCUCAAGCUUGUGCAGAAUUUUCAGAUGAAGUACAAGAGUUUGUGUCAGUGGAUCUUAAGUGUAAAGAAGAACUACAGGAAGAAUGUGGUCUACCACAACUGGCGACAUGCCUUCAACACCUCCCAGUGCAUGUUUGCUGUGCUGAAGUCUGGUCGGUUUCAGACUAAUCUGAGUGAUUUGGAGGUUUUAGCUUUAAUGAUUGCAACAUUGAGCCAUGAUUUGGACCAUCGAGGUGUCAACAACUCCUACAUCAAAAGAAGCGACCAUCCACUGGCCCAGCUGUACUGCCACUCCACAAUGGAGCACCACCAUUUUGACCAGUGUCUUAUGAUUCUCAACAGUCCAGCGCUGACGGGUGUCUCGGAGUACUGCUCCCCCCUGCUGGAGGGAUGUAGGAAGAACAGACAGAAUUGGAAGCUGCUCGCUGAGCAAGGAGAGGAAGCUUUGCUAAAUGGAGGACUGUGA